AAUGUAACUCAACAUUCAGUAUUUUCAUAGACUAUCGUAAAGGGGGCCACGUGCUCUCGUGAACCAUGCAUCGUAAACGUGCUAUAACCUUUUCUAGUUGCGUGAUGUUAAUGUAUUGAAGACAUUAAUUAUUAGUUCCAUUCAGAGAACUUAAAAAAGAAGAAAACGUGGUGUACCGGUUAUCAUCGACAUAAGAAUAUUCUUACAUCAAUGUUAUUUAUCUUGAUUUGGAAAAAUUUGAGAUUUAGAGUAUAAUAUUUCUUCACAAUGUUAAUCAAAAGUUUGUCAACUUUUUGCAAACGGAAUAAGAAAUAUCAGCAAAGAUUUUCGCCGCCUGAGGAACAUGACAAACUGAAGCCCGACAGAAUUUUGGAAAUAUUGUGCGAAUUUUUUAUGCAGCCCGAAUGUACCAAAGAUGUAGCUGAAUGUUUUCCACAAUUAUUACCAGUAUUGAUCUCAUUGGCAAUAUUUACAGAUGAUGUACAAUCGCCUACACUAGUUCAUAACGAUCUUGUUCAUAGACUAAAUUGUGUUAUCCUUGGAAAGCUAGUUGACAUCAAUCCAGACCUACUAGUAUUUGUUUUACGCUACUUUGAUACUAAUCCAGCACCAUUUGAGCCACUUGAUACAAAUGAUUCUUCUACCUAUACAUCUACACCUCCUAAAAGACGAAAUAACAGAUACUUAUCAUACAACAUUGUGGAAGUGUCCGAAUAUGACAUUGUCGCUGCAAGUUAUAGCAUUCUGCAAUCUUCUAUUAAUCAUUUUAAACACAAAUGGAAUUGGUCUACAUUGUAUAAGUAUUUAACGAGUGCAGAUGACAAAAUAAAAUGGAUUACUAUAAAUUGUAUGGCGAUUAUCUUAAAUUUACAUGAAUCUGCAAAAUUGUCUUGCGCACAAAUAUUCAUACCAAAUUUUGAACAAUUUCCAACUGAUUAUGAUGAUACGAGCACAAACGUUGGUACUUGUUAUGAAAAUGUGGAAUCGAUGGAGGAAGCCAUUAAAAACGUUCCGUCCGUUGUAUGUGUUGGUGACAUUUUGUUACCAGCAUGUGGGAAAAGUCAGAAAACCCAUAAUCUAGUUGCGGUUCCUUCCACAACGAAAAAUCUGCAGAGAUUAGCCAUAGCAAUUGGCGCUAGAAAAUGCAUCUGCCUACAAGGACCGGUUGGCUGUGGUAAGACAGCAUUAGUAGAGUACUUGGCCGGAAUUACCGGCCACGACACGUCAAAUUUCGUCAAAAUACAGUUGGGUGACCAGACAGACUCGAAGAUGCUACUGGGAAUGUACAAAUGCACGGACAUGCCGGGCGAGUUUGUUUGGCAACCGGGUGUUCUUACGCAGGCUGUCAUUGCUGGCAAAUGGCUGUUGCUGGAAGAUGUAGAUAGCGCACCCUUGGACGUAAUCAGCGUUUUAAGCAAUCUGAUGGAAACCGGAACUCUCUGCGUGCCCGGCUACCGCGACACCGUUUACGCCAACAGCGGAUUCCAAUUGUUUGUCACCCAGAGACUGACGGUGACUACGACGGGUGUCCAAAAGCACAUGGGAUCGUCAAGUUUAUUGCAGAAACAUUGGCUGUGUCUGAACGUCGAGCCAUUGUCUAAAAACGAACUAGUAACUGUAGUGCGGACACUGUUUCCCGUAUUGAGCACUAUCGCUAAUAGAAUAGUGGACGUUUUCUUGUUAUUUUCCGCAAGGAAUUACGAUAAUAAUAAUUUCACGAGUGAUAAUACACUGUCGUUGAGAAUUGAACGACAAAUAUCGACAAGAGACUUGAUGAAAUGGUGUUCUAGAGCUAUCAUCAAUUUUAACGUGUCAUCACCUACGUGCUUGCUAAAAAUCUUCCAAGAUGCUCUAGACAUCUUUUGCUAUUCGAUACCUGGCAAAAAAUAUCGAUUAAAAUUAGCGGAAAAAAUGACCAACAUACUCGGCAUUAUAGAAGAUAAGGCGGAGUAUUUCUGCAACGUCCGCAAGCCAGACAUAGCUCUAUCAUCCGAGGUCUUGAAAGCGGGUAGAGCGCAGCUACUUUGUAAGAAAGCACAAUAUGCGACAAUGAUAAAGAGAAAAACGACCAAGUUUUCUGACACACAAUCUUCUUCAUGCUUACUGGAGUGCAUAGCCGGCUGCGUCACGCAGAAAGAACCCGUGUUACUGGUAGGCGAGACCGGUACCGGGAAAACGAGCGCAAUACAAUAUCUGGCGGAUAGCACCGGUUACAAAUUGAUAGUCAUAAACAUGAACCAACAGAGCGAGAGUACGGAUCUAUUGGGCGGCUACAAGCCAAUCGAUUUAAAAUUCCUCAUCUCACCGUUCCGCGAGGAGUUCGAGGUCCUAUUUCGUUCUCUCUUUGACGUCGCGUCAAACGAGAAAUAUCUAGAAACCAUAGCUAUGUUGUACGAACAGCACAAGUGGAACCUCCUCAUUUCUACGAUGAGUUGCAGUAUAGCCGCCGCUCUCAAGAGACUGAGAAAGAAACGCAACGAAUAUCUCGCUUCAGAACGUCCUCAACAGCAGGAACGCAUCCAAAGAAACCUAAACAAUCUAAACAAGUGGAUGAAAAUUCAGGAAACUCUGAAGAAGUUAAAAAUUUUGGUAAAGAACCAAUACAUGUUGGCAUUUUCCUUCAUCGAAGGCAGCUUGGUCAAGGCAAUACGGGAGGGUUAUUGGGUCCUCUUUGAUGAAAUCAAUCUAGCGAAUGCGGAGACACUCGAAUGCCUCUCUGGUUUGCUAGAGGGUUCCUCAUCCUCGCUGGCAUUGUUGGAACGCGGUGAUAGAGAGCCCGUAAACAGGCAUCCUGACUUCAGAAUUUUCGCUUGUAUGAACCCGGCCACGGACGUCGGAAAGAGAGACUUGCCGGUCGGUUUGAGGAAUAGAUUCACCGAGUUCUACGUCAAUGAGAUGACUGACCCGCAGGAUCUGCUGUUAAUCGUCAAGUCUUAUCUGGAAAAUCUAAACUUACCCGUUCAGAAGCACAAAGCAAUUGUACAGUUCUAUCUGAACGUGAGGAAUAAAGCUAUGGACACGUUGUAUGACGGCACGGCGCACAGCCCGCAUUACAGUCUGAGAACGCUGUGUCGCGCAUUAUACAUUUCCGCGUCGAAUCCCUGCGGCAAUGUCUUGAGAUCCCUGUAUGAAGCUUUCUCACUGAGUUUCCUGACACAGCUGGAUUACAAGUCGUAUCCGAUCGUGCAAGAAAUGAUCAUGAGCACCAUCUUGGGCAACAAAAACGCUAAAGCGGUCCUCAACCAUUCCAUAUCGAAGCCGAAAUACAGAUCUGAAGAUCAUAUUUCCAUCGAGAGAUAUUGGAUUCUGCAAGGUAGCUUAACCCCAAAAAUACCAAGUAACUAUGUAUUGACCGAUACUGUUCGAAGGAAUUUGAGGGAUCUAGUAAGAGUGGUGUCGAUCGGAAAAAUCCCAGUUUUACUACAAGGCGAUACAUCAGUAGGGAAAACUAGCUUGAUUAAGUAUUUGGCAGAGGCUACGGGACACGUUUGCCUCCGAAUAAAUAAUCAUGAGCACACGGAUCUGCAAGAAUAUGUCGGAAGUUACGUCUCGGACGAACACGGAAGAUUGGUGUUCAAGGAAGGUAUUCUAGUUGAUGCGAUGCGUAAAGGCUACUGGAUUAUUUUGGAUGAAUUAAAUUUAGCCCCAAGUGACGUUUUGGAAGCUUUGAAUCGAGUUCUCGACGAUAACAGAGAGCUGUUCAUUCCUGAGAUGCAACAAGUCGUGAAAGCACAUGAGCAUUUUAUGUUAUUCGCAACGCAAAAUCCUGCUGGACUUUAUGGUGGUCGAAAAAUUUUGUCUCGAGCGUUUAAAAACCGAUUUGUAGAAUUACAUUUCGAUGAGAUACCGCCAAAUGAAUUAGAAAUAAUACUCGCUGAGACAUGCCAAAUGCCCAAAUCGUAUUGUAAACGAAUAAUUAAAGUGAUGACGGAUCUUCAAACAAAGCGCAGAAGUACAGCGGCUUUUGUCGGCAAGAAAGGAUUCAUAACUUUACGAGAUCUGUUCCGUUGGGGCCGCAGGUAUGCAUUAGCACCCAAUGUAAGCGGAUUUUACGAUUGGAAUCAACAUUUGGCGGACGAGGGCUAUCUCGUACUCGCGGCGAAAAUUCGCAAAGCGGAAGAAACGGACGAAGUAAGGCAAGCGAUAAAAAAGCACAUGAAGAGAGACGUGGAUCCUGACAACUUGUUCACAUUGAACGAUAAGACUUCGCUCGUAACGAAGCACAUAUUAGAAGAGAUCUUAAAUAAUGACAUACCAGGCUUUGGCCACAUUGUGUGGACUUAUCACAUGCGUAGAAUGGCAGUACUGAUGAAGAAGUCCUGUGAAUUUAAGGAGCCGGUGUUGCUAGUUGGAGAAACCGGUGGCGGCAAGACUACCAUCUGCCAAUUGAUAGCUGCUAUGAACAAGCAAACGAUGCGCAGUAUCAAUUGUCACAUGCACACCGAGUCGUCUGACUUCCUGGGGAAUCUACGGCCCGUGCGAGAACAUGCCGAGAAUGAUCAAAAACUUUUCGAGUGGGUGGACGGUCCUCUGAUAGACGCCAUGCGAAACGGCGAUUUGUUCUUGGCCGAUGAAAUCUCGUUGGCCGACGACAGUGUCUUAGAACGAUUAAAUUCACUGUUAGAAUCAGAGCGGUCUCUCUUACUGGCUGAGAGAGGAAUAGAAUCCUCGCAUAGCGAGAACAUUGUGAUCAAGGCGGAUGAAAAGUUCAUGUUCAUUGGCACGAUGAAUCCCGGCGGUGAUUACGGCAAGAAGGAGCUUUCGCCAGCCUUAAGGAACCGUUUCACCGAGGUGUGGUGCGAGGGAUGUACGACCAGGAGCGAUCUGCAUGACAUAAUAAUACACAAUCUCAACGUCGACUCGCAAACGACGAGAGAUUCCGUCGCCAGGGCAAUAUUAAGAUUCACCGAGUGGCUGCAUACCACCGACGUGGGCAAGAAGCUCACCGUCAGCAUACGAGACGUGCUUACUUGGGUUGAAUUCAUAAAUACUUGCACUUCUGACGCACUGAUGUCGAGACUAACCAUCGGUGAGGCGUAUUAUCACGGUGCUUGUCUCACCUACAUUGACAGUCUUGGAUCUGGCUGCACGGGUUCGGAACAUAUCAAUCAAUUGAACGUCUUCGUGCAAGCUGCUAUUCGAUUUGUCAAGUCGGAAGUCAGAGAUACGAUAAAAUCUGAUCUUGGCCCGGAGACUUUUGAGACAAACGGGAAAGCUAUUGUGGAUAAUGCGGACGUGUUCGGGGUGCCACCAUUCUACAUAAAGAAAGGUCCAAACGCAUUCGCGCAGAACGAAGAUUACGCCUUUACGUUCACCACCCCUACCACCAAAUUAAAUACAUUGAAAUUGUUGAGAGGUUUGCAACUGAGCAAGCCGAUCCUGUUAGAAGGAAGUCCAGGUGUAGGAAAGACCAGCUUGGUUUCCGCACUCGCCAAAGCCGCGGGGCAUACUCUGCUUCGGAUCAACUUGAGCGAUCAAACGGAUAUAUCCGACUUGUUCGGUACAGAUCUUCCUGUAGAAGGUGGGAAAGGCGGUGAAUUUGCAUGGCGAGACGGGCCAUUUUUGCGAGCUUUGCGAGCCGGCUACUGGAUUCUUCUCGACGAGUUAAAUUUGGCCUCGCAGUCCGUUCUGGAAGGCCUCAACGCAUGCUUCGAUCACAGGGGAGAGGUAUACAUUCCCGAAUUGGCGAGAACUUUCUCGGUCAAGCCUGGUACCAGAUUGUUCGCUUGCCAGAAUCCUCUCCGGCAAGGUGGUGCCAGACGAGGAUUGCCGAAAUCAUUUCUAAACAGAUUUACUCAGGUCUUUGUGAACGCGUUAGUGGAGGACGACCUGAAGCUUAUUCUUAACGUGCAAUUUCCACAACUGCCCACGAACUUGCUCAACGACAUGGUACGGUUCAACAACAGAUUAGCGUCGGAGGCUGGUGUCGUAUGGGGACACGCCGGGUCUCCCUGGGAGAUGAAUCUGCGAGAUAUUACUCGAUGGUGCGAGGCAACGAUCGAAGCCGUCCGCGAAUUACGCGGCAACGAGCAGUACUUUAAUCCGGGCGACUGCGUGGAGCUUGUGUACGUCAAUCGAAUGAGGACUGUUGAAGAUCGACAGAAGAUUUACGAUAUAUACCAAGAGAUAUUCUUGUCCGAGAAAUAUCCACUGCCACCUAAACAGCUGCCUAUGCACAUUACAGCAGACAAGCUGUUUAUCGGCGAUGUGACGUUAAGCCGGGAAAAUUGUAGCACGUACGAAGACUGCAAUUUGUUAGUGCUUCGAGACCAAAAGAUGACGCUGAAAAGUCUCAUGCAGUGUGUUAAAAUGAAUUGCAUGUCUAUACUAAUCGGUGCUUCUGGUUGUGGAAAAAGCAAUGUGGUUCGUCUACUUGCCGCUCUGACGGGUCAGAAGUUGAAAUCGAUAGGAAUGAAUUCUGCGAUGGACACGACGGAAAUAUUAGGCGGUUUCGAACAGACGGACUAUAAUCGGCAUCUCGAGCAACUGUUAAAUCGUGUGACGAGUCUAGUCAUCACCAGCCUGCGGACGAAGCUAACGGAGAAUUUGGAGCAAGUUAGCAAGCUUCAUGAAGAUCUGGAACAAGUGCGACGCUUAUUUGAUGAGAACGUCGCCGGCAUAAUAAUGGACGUGCAACUCAAUCAGUUCUUAAAUAAAAUCAACAAACUGUCAGAGUUGGUGUCGAAGAUGAAGCUCUGCGAGCCUUGCCACGAAUCGGAACUGCUUGAUAUCGAGUCGGACUUGAAGAAACUGUCGGAUCUCGUUAAGCAGGAUAAAUGCCUGAAUGCCGGUGGAAAGUUCGAAUGGGUAGACAGCGUGUUAGUAAAGUGUUUGCAAGAUGGCACUUGGCUGCUCAUCGACCAGGUUAAUCUAUGCAGCCCCGCUGUACUAGACAGGCUUAAUGGACUGUUAGAGCCAAACGGUGUUCUCACUAUCGGCGAACGAGGCGUCAACGGAGAAGGCAAUGUCGUCACUAUCAAGCCACACAAAAACUUUCGCCUAUUUCUCACUAUGGAUCCCCGAUAUGGCGAAAUUUCCAGGGCCAUGCGUAACAGAGGAGUCGAGAUUUACAUGCUCGGCGCGAAGGAGAACAUCGAUUACGACGCGAUCGAUCUCCAAUCGCUGCUGUUCAACGCCGGCAUCGCGAGAUCAGCGCAGCGAGCCGCGUUGCUCGAUAUCUACAAGAGAGUGUCGACGGAGAUCGUGACAGUGGAUCGGCUCGGCGCGGUAGAUCUCCUGCACACCGCGUUCUUGGUAAAGCAACGCACGCUACGUGGAUUCCCCACUGGGCAGUCCAUCAGAGACGCGUGUAUCGAUGUCUAUGUCAAGACCAGACCGAUGUCCGAUCGGGUAUUCAAGGAGGAGCGCCUUAUCGCCCUAAUCGAUGAAGCGAUCGAGCAGCAUGUCGCACGUGAUGAACAGCAGGCCUCGAUGAUCGAUCUGGAUGCCGCUACGUGGAGUGUGUCGAACUUGCAGAAGAAUUUGCGACUCAUCAUUAUCAGACAACAGGGUCUGCUGUUGAACGCGGCCGUUAAAAUACACGUGUCGCGUUCGAAACUCGGCUCGGGAAGUUCUGGAAGAGACAUCGCUACCACGAAGCUAUUAAAUGACUUCUGCAAUCUUGAAGAGAAUGAAGAGUUCGCGCUGGUUAUCGACAUUGUUGACGCGUUGCCACAUCUUUUAUUAAACUUCUUCGAGCAAUCCUCGCAAGGCGACGUGCAGCUCAGAAAGAGAUGGAUCUCGAAGAUGCUGCGGCAGAACGCGAUAUUUGGCAAUUUUGAAAGAAAGAUCGAACUGAUGGCAAAAGUGAUCGCAUCGUUUCGCUUUCGCAACAGUCCGUUGCCUUGGAAUCUGUGGCAGCUCGUUGGCAGGAAGAUAACAUGCCACGAAAAUGAUAGCGUUUGCAGCGAUGCGAAUAAGCUGUUGCUGUUGCUGUACGCAUAUAAUAUGGUGCUGAAUAACGACGUGAUACCAACGGAAAACGAAAUAUUAGAAGAUAAGAACAUCAUGUCAGUCAAACAAUAUUCCGCCAUUAUACACAAAGGAACACUAUUCUCGCGGUUGAAGAACCAACCGCUCAUAACGUACUUUGUAGAAUUCAUCGAGCGAGCAAGUUCUUGCAUCGGUGCAAUCUUACAAGUUUACGACGUGACUGCGAAUUCUGAAGAAUAUGUCGAAUUGAGGAAGGAUUUGAUGUGGUACGCGAGAUUCGUGCAACUGGGCGAAAUGACGCUCAUAAACAAAUCGGAAAAAUCGAAAGAUGUGUUCAUAAACUUGGAACAGAUUUCUUUAUUGCUUAGAGUACAUUACAAGUGGCUCUUGAAGUUUCUGCGCAGGCUGUUUACAAUAGUCGAAAGAUCUUCGAGGGACGCGAUCCCGCUCGAGGUCGGACGCUUGGUGGAUCUGGUGGACGACCUAAACGGUCAAUUGGGAUCAGUGUACGAUCCUAUCAAGAAAAUAUCAAAGAGAAUUAAGAAGCAUUUGACGCUUCCGCCACCCCACUCCUCGGAAACUUGCAUGAACGUACACUCCGGGCUACGGAGGAUAACACAGAAGCUCGACGCGAGAGACAAGAGUGGCAAUAUCUUGAGAGAAGAAUGGAGAAUUGUGGCCGUGCAGCUGGACGACGCAUUAGCGAUGAGGCAUCGCGCGAUCUCUCUGUGGCGUGAGAUUCACUCCGGCAGCCCGAUUGACACAACGACUUGGCAGACUAUUCUGGAGAUGGAACAGUUAUGUGAGAGUUACACUUGUCUACGAUCCUCCGGGAAUAACGAAAGUGUUCUUAGCAGAGUAAAGUCGCUUCUCUCGGAGGCAAAAAUGACGCAGUUGAACAUGAAGACACAGUUGUGGCCGAUUUACGAAUACGUGUUCCUGUCGCUCGCCUGCACCUUGCAAGGGGAGAUGUGUCGAAGCGGUAUAAUCUCCACUGCGGAAUGCCUCGCGAGAUUCGCGGAUCUGCCCAGUAUACCAAGCGAUUUGAUGAGUUUGUUAGACACGAUGGCUCGGACGGAGGUCGAGCAGAAACAAAAACUCGCGUUGCUGCCGGAAUUGUUCCGUCGACUCGCACAAUUUGCUCAGCAGUCUUACGCUGUAAAAGAUACGAGCCGCCUUUUGCAAUGGCACGGUAUAACGGCAGAGGAAGAUGAAGGGAUGUCAGAGUGUGUCUACACCGAGUCCAAGAUGGAAUGCUACUUCGGCGGGCCCGUUCUCUUUAAUCUAAUGUUGCAAUUAAUGUUGAAUAAAACAAGUCAAGAGAAAGAGAAGAAAGUUUCUUCCGCGGUCGCGCUCGGAACAUACGCGAAAAAGAUGGAUCAGCUGCAACUGUUGAAUGAGAUUUUGUGGCGCAACAGCAUCUCGCUAACGAGUAAACGAUACGACUUAUCUAGUAGCGAUCUGAUCACAUUAAAGUUUUAUUUGCGUUUAUACAUGUCCGCGAUCGACAAAAUGAACAUUGAGUACAAUGUACGUGACUUGAUUGCGAUCGCCAUGAAGAAGCAAGGAACCCGCGCAGUGGAUAUAGAACACAAAUUGCAAAUCGAUUAUUUCCAACCGCUGGAGGACCUGCACAGAGCGUGUGAUGAGAUAAACACCAUCGACGAGGAAAAUGCCGGCGAGGAAGAGAAUAUACUUCACCGGGGGAGAACGUGGAUGUCACUCGGUUAUAUUCAGUUGCUACUAUUCGGGAAUCUCGAUUUAAUUGAUCCCGUACAUAAAGUGGAACUGAAGCUCAAAUACUUGGAACAGGAUAUUGUCGACUGUAAGAGAACAAUGUACGUUGCAACGUUACAGAACCGAAUUUUGGGAAUGUCGGCGGAGGACGAAUACGCGCAUCCAAAACUUGCGGCCACGAGAAACUGUGAGCUACGUUUGCUGAAAACGAGAGACGAUCUCAACUAUCUGAAAGCGUUCAGACCGUCAUCCGUCAAUUUUGCCUCGCUGAGCGAGGAAAGCGCCAAUUUCAGAAACGAGGUAGCUUCCUACAAACUGGUGGAGAAACACGCGAGUAGCUUGUGUGCAAUUGCACGCAAGAUUCGUCAAAAUUGCGACUCGGCCGAUCUAAUAGCCGCUGAGAUUACCUCACGAGAAGCUGAAAGCUGGAGUUUGUCAGUGCAACAGUUCGCCGAGCAGAUUGAGGCGAAGUACUUGUCGGCUUAUCCAGACGUGAUUAUUCCGCUGAUGACAGCUCUGGCUCAGCUGAGGCACGGUGUUUGUAUACUGAUCAACGAGAUUCGACGACUGACGUCCCUACGUAAAAGCACGGUGGCCAAUCUCGAGUUUUUGAUACACAAUUUGCUGCGGUUCCCAACAAUCGGUCAGCAGCAGGAUAGUCUUUUAACUCUAAGCGGCUUGUGCGCUUCCACAAGUGCUCGGGAACUGAUUAGCGAAAAUUUACGUUCUGCGGACACGUUUGUCAGAAUGCGAGAGCAGUUCCGGAUAUUCAAGUCGGGUCUGCACGAGAUGCACAAUCACGUGAUCCUGAACAGGGGUCUGACUAAGUCACUGUGGUGGAAUAUAAACGAACUACUGCAGCAGAUAGUUCUGAUCUGGAAGCAGCAGCAACAGGAAGAAGAGAGGCGCGCCGCGGAGAGGGACAGUCUGUAUAAAAACAAGAUCAAGAGUCACGCGCCAGCAGAGGAGGACGACGAGCUCGCUCUCAUCCACAAAAUGUUCCCUAAGCAUGAUGCGAAAGAUUUUGACGACAUUGAGAAUACGAUGCCCUCUCUCAACGGAAACGGAAACGUGUCGGUAGAAAUGGACACAUCAGAUGAAACCGAACUGAGCCUCAGCGGUCUUAUCACGAAAGACGAUAUGAAAGAGAUCCAGCAGAUUCACUCAAACAUUGUCACGUCUUUCAUUGCGUCCAAGUGGAUGUGCAACAGUCCCGUUUCAAUGUGCUCGACCGAUUACAUUGGACCUUUGAUUCAGAGGUACAACACAGUACAUGGGAUGAUCAAGGAUAUACUACCGAGUUUGAGCGAGGGGCUCGCAACCAGAUUGUACAAUAGCUUCAACUUGUUGGUCACUUUGGAGCUGCAGGCGAAUCAAGACAAAAGUGUGAAUCAACAAACGCUAUGGGAAAACGCCGGACGGCAGACGACGAAAGCGUACAAUUUUUACAACGACUGUAAUAUUGAAGAAGUGAAGCAAUGCCUGCCCGUAUGUCAGAGUAUCUUGAGUCGCGUUGAUGAAUUGCUGAAGGAGUGGCCGGAAAAUCCGAUUUUAAGAUCGAUACGAUGCAUAAUUGAAAGGAUCUAUACGUUCCCAACCAUCUCACCCGUCUCCCGGUUCCUGACGGGUCUCGAACUGCUACUCGAGAAGAUGCACCAGUGGGAGGAGUUUGCGCACAGCGGUGUCCGUAUGGUAGACCACAUAUCGGCAUUGACACAGCAGAUAAUAUCAUGGCGUAAACUGGAAUUGUCUUGCUGGAAGGCCUGCUUGGAUACAGUGUACGAAGACCUCAGAUCGGACACGUCCAAGUGGUGGUUCUUCUUAUACGCAUUGAUCGAGAGCUACGUCACGAAAUCCGCAUGUAAUGAUACCGAGAUUGCGAGAGCAAACGACGAGCAACCCAUUACCAGGCAAGAAUUGGUGGAAUCACUGGAGCAUUUCAUGACCGAGUCAUCUCUCGUCGAGUUUGAAGCACGAUUAAAUCUUCUCUUGACGUUCCACUGCCAUGUGUACUACCUCGAUGAUAACGACGACAAAAACGAGAUUUCAGCCGUACUGUGGAACAUGUACAGUUAUUAUAAACAAUUCGUCGAUGACGUGAAGACGCAGAUCGCUGCCUUGAAAGCGCCCAUCGAGAAGAAGCUGAAGGACAUCAUCAAAAUCGUACGAUGGACCGGCACGAAUCAUUGGGCGGUGAGAAAAUCGGCCGAAGCGACGCAUCGUCAGUUACACAAAUACGUAAAAGAAUUCCAGAAUGCCUUGAAACAGAGCGUAUCCACCUGUUUGAUCGUUAAGUCAGGAUCUUACAGCAUGGAGAUGAGUAAAGGCGUUUGGGAUGACCAGGAUCAUCGCGAUUCUUAUAAUGCAAUCAGUCCUGACAAUUUUAUCGUAACGAAAUCUCCGCAUUCUUCGGAAACAAAAGCGCUAUCCACAAACAGGUUUAUUACAAGAACAGAAACGCUGCUGGUGAAGGCCAAAAAGCUGUGCAAAGAGAUAAUCCUGGGGAAUUCUUAUUCGUGUAUACGAUCCGAGCUCGAAGACUUUGUCCAAGAUUUCAUGGAGCAGAGCGCGCGUCUUCGCAACACGGACAUCGACAAGAACUUACCUAAGGGCAAACAAAAAUCCCAGGCGAAGAGUAUUCUGCAGCAGAAAAGAAUGACACUCGGCAAUUACUUCAAAAUGUUGACUCAAAUGGGCGUAUCCUACCGCGCCGGUGGACUAAUGUUGAAGAACAACGCGGAUAAGGUAACAGACUUCACGGUUCCAUCGUUGGAUCUGUCCACGAUCGAUCGAUACUUCAAUCUGAGGAAUAUAGAUCAACACAUGCUGAAGCACUGGCAAGGUUGCGAAAAGUACUACUACAAGUCUCUUGUCAGAUUGAACGCUCUUAACGCAAUGCUCAGCACAAAUCACACCGAUCUGGGACUGCAAAACAUAGAACGUUGCCGGGGGUACUCCGCGCACCUGAUGCUGAUGGCUCACAGACAGAAGAGGACGAUCGCCCAAUCAUUUGAUCGUUUCUCGUCGCUUCGUAUACAGCUGGCGAAUUUGUCUGAGUCGUGCGAGCAAGAUUUGACCACAUCGAAACAGCGCGAGGGCCAGAACUGCGCCGAGAAUCUGAAGACAUUGCUGAUAACGAUAGAAGCUGGUUUUGAGCAGCUGCUUCUGUUUCUACAGUGCUGUCCUGCAGAUUCAUCAACGGACCCGGGUAGAGCCAUGCUUACCUUGCACGCAAACGCACUCCCCAUAACCGCCGCCUCUCAGAAUGACGAAGCCUGGAAGAACGCGAACGCUUUGGUGAAGGAUGGACUGAAUUCGAUAAAAGCUGUCGCGAAACGUUACCAUGUCUUGUUCAUGCCAUUCCAAGUGUUAUCAGGAGAUGGCUCCGUCUAUGCUUCAAUCUUGAGUUCAAGACAUUUUAAAUUUUUGGAACAAUCCUGCGCAACGAUCGAAAAUCUAAGAGCACGAUGCAAAGAGCUAAAACGACUAUUCACGAACACAGACAUCGAGCAUCCUAUCUGGGAAAAUAUAGCAUUCUUCGACAUGAAGAUGGAAUGUUCUCUUCGUGAUUUUGAACGCUUGCGAGAAUCCGCGGAAGUUGAUAACGAGGAACGAUCAAAAGCAACCAAUAAUGCUAUUGAACAAUACGAAUUAGCGCUGGAACAGUUCAUAAACACGAUAUUGCUCGUCAUACAGAAGAAAUACAAAGACCGCAUUAAUAUGAACGACGAUGCAACACAUACGAAUGAAAAUUCGAAAGAGAAAAAUAAUGAGGACGACGUGGAAAAAGAAAUGCAGGAAAAUGUAUUGAAAGAAAAACUUGUCGACUCCCUCGAGAAAGAUAUAACCGAGUUGAAGCUGUCUACAAUAUCCGAUUCAUUUUUCAAUCUUUUGUUAUCGAUACGUGAGCUCGAUCUACAAUCAGCGAAUUACUGCACAGGCUUGUUGCUAAAAUGUUUACCGCUACUGGAACAGUAUAUGUUGCUCAGCCAAUUUUACUUAAAUGAGCAAGUGGCAGCAUUCCGCGUUACAUGCAAAAUGCUGUAUCUACAGUUGAAUGUCUUUUUGGAUCUGGCUGCAAAUGGAUUCUGCGUACCGAAACAUUUAGAUCUCGAGGAAGGCGAAACAGAUGAAUCAGGCGAGAAGACAGAGAAAGGUGGGAUGGGUUUAGCAGAUGGUGAGGGAACGAAAGACGUCUCCGACAGAAUAGAAUCCGAGGAUCAGCUCGAGGACGCAAAACUCGCAGAUCAGGAGCAAGAGAAACAGGAGGAUAAGACUUGUAAGGAAGAGGAGAAAGGAAUUGACAUGUCCGAGGACUUUGACAGCAAACUCCAAGAUCUCGAAAAGGGCAAUAAGGAUGAAGAAGAACAGAGUGAUGACGACGACGAAGAGGACGACUUGGAUAAGGAAAUGGGAGAGACGGGAGAAGGCGCUGAACAGCUCGAUAAAGAAAUCUGGGGCGACGAUAAGGAAGAAUCCGACGACGAUAAUCAGCCAGAGAAUGAAGACGAAAAGGAGGGCAAGGGUGAACAGACCGGUGAAAAGGAAUUAACCGCGAAAGAUGAUACAGAUAGAAAAAGACAACACGAUGACGAUGAUACAGACGAAAACCAACAAGAAGACAGUAAAAAGGAAAUAAACGAGCUGAAUGAACCGGAGGUGAAUGAAGACCAGGUUGAUCCUUAUUACGGCAACUUCCAGCCUCAACCAGAACCCGAGCCGUUUGAUUUACCGGAAGACUUGAAUUUGGAUGAGAACGAAGAAGAGAAUAACGACGGACCUCAGGAAGAGAAUCCGUUCGACAUCGACGAGAUGAAAGACUCCAAGCCGCCGCCUCAAGAAAAGGAUGCGAAACUCGAUGAAGAAACUGAUGAUGACAAAGAAAACGAUUCUGGAAAAGAGGACGAAGACGAGGACGGCGAAAACAUGGAUAAGAAUGGACAAAAUACAAAAGACGAUGUCGAGGCUAAUAAGGAAAACGAAGAGAAUAACGGAAAUAAUGCGGAGACCGGAGAGAACGAGGAAGACGAAAAGCAGAAUCAGGAAGAAACGGAAGAGGAGAAGCUGCACGAGGAGGCGACGCCAAGCGCGAAUGACGCGAGUCAACAAAUGGAUGCGCAAGCGGUCGAAAAAACGACAGAAGGUUCGCGGGAUGCAGUAGCGCAAGAACAGAAUGACGACAAUCAGCAGCAGCAAGAUGCCUCGACUGAGAAUACUCAGGAAAACAGCAACGAUAACGGUAUCGGGCAAUCGGAGUCAGUACAGCAAGAGAGCGGACAUACGGGAUCUUCCAAGCAGGAAAUCAUUUCAGGACCGCAGAGAAACAUAACGCAACCAAUGAAAAAGAACAAACCAAGUAGGAGCAACGAGGAUCGCACCCUGUUGGACAGAUACGAACCGCUGCCGAAGAAGCUGAAGACCGUUUACACGCAGGAGGAAGUAUCGAGAAGCGAGAAGGAGGACGAUUUAGGCUCUCACAGCAAUGAAGCCGAAAUGGCUCAGCAUAUCCACAAGGAUUCCCAGAAAUUCGACGAUUAUACGCUGGACGCUGCUACGGAAGAUCAGCUUAAGCAACAAGCUUCCAACGAGGACAAAGAAAAUGAGAAAGAAGAGAAAGAGGACGAUUGCAUGGAUGUGGAGAUGCAUGAAGAUGAACAGACCGACACAACGAAUGACAAAGUAACGGAGCAAAAACCUGAGAAAGUUUCCGAGGCUAAUGAAAGGCAAAAAGAUACCAGUGCUGAAAAGAGAAUCGGGAACGACGUCGAAAUGGAAACACCGAUCGAAUUUGAAGGAGAAGAGACAAAGAUGCCGUGGGUACAGAGAGGAAACGAGUGUAUUUUUAACACGAUGGAAUGUAAUUUGGAACAGGACGAUCUUACUUCCAAUUACGUGGAAAGUAAACGUUCUGAACUGGAAAAGAUAUUGAGUGAAUGGACGCAAAUUCCGUCUACCGAGGAAGCUGCAGCCGCGUGGAAUGAUUUGUGUUCAAUCACGGAUGCAGCUGCCAGGGACUUGUCAGAGAAAUUGAGGCUGAUUUUGGAGCCCACGCAAGCGUCGCGACUAAAGGGCGAUUACAAGACAGGCAAGCGCAUCAACAUGCGGAAGAUCAUUCCCUACAUAGCCAGUCAAUUCCGUAAGGAUAAGAUCUGGCUGAGACGGACGAAGCCUUCCAAACGUGACUAUCAAAUCAUCAUCGCGGUGGAUGAUUCCAGCAGCGUAUCAAACAAUAAAUCCAAAGAAAUGAUAUUCGAAUCCUUAGCGCUGAUCAGCAAAGCUAUGACUUAUCUGGAAGUGGGACAACUUGGUGUCUUCAAUUUCGGGUCGACGAUAAAACUGUUACAUCCUUUAGGAGAAACAUUCACCGAACAAACUGGAAAUAGGAUAAUGCAAGAAAUGACGUAUGAUCAGAAGGAGACAUUGUAUUCGGAAGCAGUCAAUUUUGCAAUGGGCAUGUUUGAAAAUCAGCGUGGUUCAUCCGAUAAUGCUAAGCUGAUGAUAAUUCUUUCGGAUGGCAUGGGAGUAAAUUCAGAAGGAAAGGGAAUAAUACAGAGCGUUGUGAAAAGAGCAAGAAUGCAAGAUAUAUUUCUAAUAUUUAUAAUAGCCGAAAAUCCGAAUGGCAAGUUUUCCGUGCUGGAUUACUAUACGACUAGACUCGAAGAAUCAGGCUUGGUAAUGGAACCGUACAUGGACUCUUUUCCGUUUCCUUUUUACGUGAUUCUCAGAGAUACAAACGCAUUACCGAGUGUUUUGAGUGACGCUUUACGACAAUGGUUCGAAAUAGUAGGAAAAAUUGAUUCCUAGGCUAAUAGAAUUACGAAUGUAAAUAUACUCAAUAUAAAUAUAGUUAAAAUUAAGAUAAAAUUAAAAAAUUUUUUUAAUUAAAAAUAAAAAGAGUGAUUUCUAUCAACGUUCAAAAAUUCCAGUAAAAAUCGAUACUUGGUCUAAUAAAUUCAUCUUAAUUUUUCGUACAUAAUAGAUAGAAAGACACUAAACUAACAAUUUUAAA
This is a messenger RNA of Ooceraea biroi (clonal raider ant), 16678 nucleotides long. Its product is annotated as midasin. Gene Ontology annotation, cellular component: nucleus; preribosome, large subunit precursor. The record is from RefSeq and is a predicted model, not a curated record. Gene Ontology annotation, biological process: ribosomal large subunit export from nucleus; ribosomal large subunit assembly. Gene Ontology annotation, molecular function: ATP binding; ATP hydrolysis activity. Lineage: Eukaryota; Metazoa; Arthropoda; Insecta; Hymenoptera; Formicidae.